AGUAUGAAUGUGUGAAUGUACUGUCUCGCUUGCUCGCGCGGCUCCCGACUCUGCUUUCUCAGACCUUCACCACCACCACGACGCCCAUCGCAUCAUAGUCUCUCGAGAGCUGCGGCUGCUUGUCACUAUAUCGCCAUAUUUUUUUAUACUCCCCUACCACCGCCCCCGGGUAUAUUAUACGGGCUUUUCAGCCUCGAAAGUGCAUGCGCGAUGAGCAGGCGGAUAUACCUAUAUUUUUGUUCUUUUUUUUUUAUUGGAUUCCAUCGGUAUACUGUCUGGGGAUUUUAUGGCAGUGCUACCAAUAACUGUCGGAUUUGAUUUUCAGUUGGCGCGUGCGCGCGAACUGUUGACUUUAUGAACUAAUAAAAUGAUUUUCCUUAAAAACUGAGCUUUUCUUUUGAAAUAAUGGUCUACGUGAAUUUAUUGUAAAAGAUUUGAUACGUUUUAUUGAGUUUGAAUUAUACGAGAUAACGCAGAAAAGAGACUGAAGGAAUAGUGGCAACUCGCGCGCCAUCUGACCAACAUUCUUCCGUGCGCCGUCACGUCGGUAAAUGAAUGAUUCUGGAUCAAGCUUGAUACACAGAGAAGGGAGAAACAUGCAGAGAUUACUAACAAGCCUUUCCUCUAUAAAUAAACCACUGGUUUAUGGGGGAAUAAAAAAUGUGUUCAAUCAACAAAUGGCCAGCAUAACAUCUCUACAAUUGAAUAAACACCCACUUCCAAAACAACCAGUGCCAGACUUGGAAAAAACUGCAAAAUUGUAUUUACAAACAUUGCAACCACUUCUCAGUGAUAAAGAGUAUCAAAAUACAGAAAAAGUUGUUCAAGACUUCAUUAAAGAAGGUAGCAUAGGAAGAGAGCUCUACCGAAAAUUACAAGAGAAAUAUGAAAAGACUGAUAAUUGGAUGAGCGACUGGUGGCUUCGGGCAGCUUAUUUGGGUUACAGAGACCCUGUAAUUGUUUAUUCUAGUCCUGGUACAGUGGGCCCGUCUGAAAAGUUUAAUUCUAAAGAAGAUUUUUAUAGAUGUGCUGCACAUCUGAUUGGAGCUGUAUGUAAUUACAAUGAUUUAGUCAAAAGUUGCAACAUGAAACAAGAAAUGGUACGAGAUGCUCCACUCGAUAUGCAACCUUACGCUAUGAUAUUAGGAACUCAUCGACAACCAAAUAAAGGAAUCGACCAACUAUUACAUAUUGACGACUCAAAACACAUAAUCAUUAUCAGUAAUAAUAAUUUCUUCAAGCUUCAAUUGUCUGAUAAUAUCAAUGAAGAGCAACUUAUAGCAACUAUAAAGGAUAUAGCAGAAAGAUCACGUACCCCUGGAAAACCUGUGGGAAUUUUAACAGGAAAUCACAGAGAUAUAUGGGCAGAUGACCAUUUAAGAUUAAAAAUUCUUGGUUCAAACAGUAAAAUUUUGAAUGAUAUUGAGACUGCCUUGUUUGCUCUCUGUCUUGACAAAGAAUUACCAAAGGAAUUAUUUAAAAACAAAAAUGUAGAAUCUGUCUAUGCAUUAGAAAGUUUAACUGGUUGCAAUUCGUCAUUAAAUGCAGCAAAUAGAUGGCAUGAUAAAACUGUUCAAUAUAUACUUUCAUAUGAUGGAUUUAUUGGCAUGCAAUAUGAGCAUAGCCCAUGUGAAGGACUUCCUAUUUCUGUGUUGCAUGAUCAUGUUUUGAAUUAUGUCAAGAAUAAGAAAAGUGAAAAAAUAAAAAUACCUACAAACUUUCCGAAAGCUGAACUUUUACAAUUUCAACUAGAUGCAUCACUUGAAAAUGCAAUUGAAAAGGCAACAUUUGCAGUGGAUAAACUAUCACAAGACAUUGACAUGGAGUGUUUUAUGUUUGAUGAAUUUGGAGCAAAUGACAUAAAAAAGUGCAAGUUGAGCCCUGACAGUUUCAUUCAAAUUGCUAUGCAAAUAACAUUUUAUAAGCUACAUCAAAAACCACCAGCACAUUAUGAAUCUGCAGCACUUCGUCGAUUUAAAAAUGCUAGAACUGAAUGCAUCAGAUCAACAAGUAAUGAGUCAGUUCAUUUUGCUAAAUUAAUGGCUAAUGGUAAUGUGUCUGUGAAUGCAAAGAAAGAAGCAAUGAUAGCAGCUAUAAACGCACACAAGGCAUAUGCUAGCAAGGCUGUAAUGGGAGAAGGAGUUGACCGCUUGUUCUUUGGAUUAAAAAUGAUAGCAGUAGAUGAAAAAAUAAAAAUACCUGAAUUUUUCUCUGAUGUUGGUUACACAAAAAGUACUUCUUUUACUCUGACAUCUAGUCAAGUUGCAUACAAAACUGCUUCUUUCAUGUGUUAUGGUCCAGUUGUUCAUAAUGGUUAUGGAUGUUGUUAUAAUCCUAGACCAAAUGAUAUACUCUUUGGAUGUUCUUCUUUUUCUGGAUGUACUGAAACCUCUACUAAGAGCUUUGCUAAUACACUAAAAGAAUCUUUGCAUAACAUGAAAAAGCUUGCAGAAGUCUAAUAAUGUGAUACUUUUAUGUUUUUCCUUUUAAAACAUGUUAUUUUAAUGGACUGUUAAUUGUAUUUUAUAUACGUAUACGUUUUGUACGGAAAAGGUUUUAAUAGAUUUUCAUAUAUAUUUUA
This is a messenger RNA of Nasonia vitripennis (jewel wasp), 2581 nucleotides long. RefSeq names its product carnitine O-acetyltransferase. Lineage: Eukaryota; Metazoa; Arthropoda; Insecta; Hymenoptera; Pteromalidae. Gene Ontology annotation, biological process: carnitine metabolic process, CoA-linked. Gene Ontology annotation, cellular component: peroxisome. The transcript has 12 exons. Bases 552 to 2459 code for a protein of 635 amino acids. The record is from RefSeq and is a predicted model, not a curated record. Gene Ontology annotation, molecular function: carnitine O-acetyltransferase activity.